CAGAGGAAGCCCGUGUGUGAGGAGCAAUGGCGGCCAAACAGGAAGUGGAGUGAGUGCGGGGGGCUGACAGGGAAGCCGAGCCGCCCGGACGCACAGGCACCUCAUGGAUUAAAAAGAAAAGCCGGAGCCCGCCGAUCCGCGGCCCCCACUCUCCUCACUUGUCGCACAGGCCGCUGACAACUGGUGAAAGUUGACAUGGCAAACUGAAUAAGAAAAUAUUGAUACAAAACUAAGAAGAAAGAUUAUGACAAUUGAAGAUGGGGCAAAAAAUAUACCCAGCCGCCUUCAUUCUAAGUCCUAUUAUGGUGACUGGUCAUGGUAUGCCAAGAAUAUAGCAGAUAAGAUCGAUUGUACCCUUUAUUCUUUGCCUCUGGUACUAUACACACUUUGACCAUGUGCAGAAUGCAGUUGGACAGUGCCUAAUGCUUAAAGUACAUUGUGUCAUGGACGGGCAGAAUUACCAGCAGAACCAUCAAACUGACACUGCAAUGUAUGCUCUGCCAAAUAUCCAAGUCCCGUUUUUCUCUCAAGGAACAGAGAAUCAGAUCCUGCAUUCUAACAAUAUAUGGAACCAUUUUUCAUAUCCCUAUUCAACGUUUCCUGCCACAGUACCUCUAACUGAUACCCGGCAGUUUUUUAAUUCACCAAGUGAACCAUUUUCAGGUACUUUACCCAUCAAUGGUCAAAACUAUGAAGAGCCAAGUUUGGAAUCAAUAUUCCAGCAUAGAAAUGGCGAGCAUUUACAGGAUUUCAAUUGUGUGGACGAUAACUCCCUUUUCUCUUCACCUGAUCCAUCACUGUCUGAUAUUGCCGAUACUGAGGAUUUUAAUCUGGAUGUUCUUACUCCAAGUAUUUGGGAUUCAAGCAGCCUACAAUCCAAUAUAGAGCUUGCACGUACAUUUCCGCUAGGCCUGCCAUUUUCAAAUCACCUGCAAAUCAACAAUGGGCCGACUCAUCCCUUUCAGACUCCACCACAACCAGAAGAGGAAGAAGAAGCUGAUGAUGAGGAACCAGAAGAAUUAGGACAUGCAGAAACAUAUGCAGAAUAUGUACCUUCCAAAUCUAAAAUUGGAAAUAGCCAUCCAGACAGAGUGGUUGAAACAAGUACUUUGUCAAGUGUGCCACCUCCAAACAUCAGAUACACCCUUUGCCUUCCUGAAGUAACAAUUUCAAAUGGUUCUCUGUCUGCACUACAACUAGAAGCAAUCAUUUAUGCAUGUCAGCAACAUGAAAUCCUGUUGGAAAAUAACCAUCGUGCAGGGUUUCUUAUCGGUGAUGGGGCUGGCGUUGGAAAGGGAAGAACUGUGGCUGGUAUUAUUUAUGAAAAUUACAUAAAGGGCAGAAAGAAGUCAUUGUGGUUUAGUGUCUCCAAUGAUCUGAAAUACGAUGCUGAACGUGACCUUAAAGAUAUAGACGCUGAAAAGAUUCCAGUGCAUGCUCUCAACAAGAUAAAGUAUGGUGAUACAGCUACUUCUGAAGGUGUUUUGUUUGCAACCUACUCUGCACUGAUUGGUGAAAGUCAAGCUGGUGGUCAACACAGAACAAGGCUAAAACAGAUUCUGGACUGGUGCGGAGAGCAGUUUGAUGGUGUUAUUGUGUUUGAUGAAUGUCACAAAGCAAAAAAUGUCUGUGUGAAUGGCAGUACCAAAUCCACCAAAACAGGCCUGGCUGUCCUAGAGCUGCAAAAUAGACUACCAUUUGCAAGAGUUGUCUAUGCAAGUGCCACAGGUGCCUCAGAACCAAAGAACAUGGCUUACAUGUGUCGUUUAGGUAUCUGGGGAGAAGGCACACCCUUCCGCCAGUUUGAGGAUUUCCUUCAUGCUAUUGAGAAACGUGGUGUGGGUGCUAUGGAAAUUGUUGCUAUGGAUAUGAAAGUUAGUGGCAUGUAUAUUGCUAGGCAACUAAGCUUUGCUGGAGUAACAUUCAGAAUAGAAGAAAUACCUCUUGAUCAUGGUUUCCAACUUGUAUACAACAAAGCAGCUGUGCUGUGGGCUGAAGCAAUGAAUACUUUCCAACAAGCAGCAGACUUAAUUGGUUUGGAGUCCAGGAAAUCUCUAUGGGGGCAGUUUUGGUCUGCGCAUCAACGCUUCUUCAAGUAUCUAUGUAUUGCAGCCAAAGUUAGACGUUUAGUAGAAUUAGGCAAACAAGAGCUGCAGAAAGGCAAGUGCAUUGUUAUUGGACUGCAAUCCACAGGUGAGGCUCGGACACGAGAAGUACUUGAUGAGAAUGACGGCCACCUUAACCAAUUUGUAUCUGCUGCAGUAGGUGUCUUUAAGUCACUAAUUCAGAAGCACUUUCCUUCAACAAAGAGAAAGAAAGAAAAAGGAACAGGGACAAAAAGGAAACGAAAGCAACGUGGCCGUCCCUUGAAACAUUUGAAAAGUAUCCCAGAAUAUGUAUGUUUAGUGAAAAGCAGUGACGACAGCAGCUGUGAUUCUGACCUUGAUACUGACAGUGAUCUGAACUCAUCACCUGCAUCUGCGAUGGAGAUAUCAGAAGAGGCUGAUCUCAUCGCUUUGGAUGCUCCCAUAAAUGGUUUUCAAUCUGCGGAAAAAGCAACACUAGAUUUUGUAGAGAAAGUGAAAGGGGAUCUGCUAGCAAAAGUUGAACUACUAGGAAAAGAACUACCUCUGAAUACACUGGAUGAACUGAUUGACUUGUUUGGUGGUCCUGAGCACGUGGCUGAGAUGACUGGAAGGAAGGGACGUGUUGUCCGUAAACCAGACGGCUCCGUUUGUUAUGAGUCCAGAGCAGAACAAAAUUUGUCCAUUGACCAUGUGAAUUUAAAGGAAAAGGAGCGGUUCAUGAAUGGGGACAAGUUGGUAGCCAUUAUCUCUGAAGCAGCCAGUUCAGGAAUUUCACUGCAGGCUGAUAAAAGGAUAAAGAAUCAACGAAGAAGAGUGCACAUGACCUUGGAAUUACCUUGGAGUGCAGACCGUGCUAUUCAACAAUUUGGUCGUACCCACAGGUCAAACCAGGUGUCAGCUCCAGAAUAUAUAUUCCUCAUUUCUGAACUUGCAGGCGAAAGACGAUUUGCCUCUAUUGUUGCUAAGCGUUUGGAAAGCCUGGGUGCUUUGACUCAUGGUGAUCGAAGAGCAACAGAAUCUAGAGACCUCAGCAAAUACAAUUUUGAUAACAAGUAUGGAACCAGGGCACUGGAUAAAAUCAUUAAAACCAUCUUAGGUCAGGUUGAAAAUAAAGUACAACCACCAAAAGAUUACAUUGGAGGUCCCAGUGUUUUUAUCGAUGACAUGAGACUGGGACUGAUGGCUGUUGGAAUUUUCUGCAAAGAAAACCGUUACGGAUGUAUCAAUGUGGAAAAAGACUGCAGCAUCACCAAAUUCCUGAAUCGGAUUCUUGGACUCGAGGUUCAUAAACAAAAUGCACUUUUUCAGUAUUUUACAGACACAUUUGAUUAUCUGAUUGAAAAGGACAAAAAAGAUGGAAAAUAUGACAUGGGAAUUCUAGAUCUAGCUCCAGGAGUAGAAGAGAUAUAUGAGGAAAGUCAGCAGAUUUUCCUUACACCAGGGCACCCACAGGAUGGACAAGUAGUUCUCUAUAAGAUAAGUGUGGACAGGGGCAUGCCCUGGGAGGAGGCUCAUCAGAAGUCACUCACCUUGACAGGAUCUAAUGAUGGUUUCUACCUUUCACACCGGCUUAGAGGAAAUGAGCCUUUUGCACUUUUGGCUGAGCAAAUUACUGUGAAGCAUUAUGUGUUGUAUAAACCAAAUAUUGGCAAACAAAUACAACCAGAAAGUUUUGAUAACUUACGGAAGAAAUACAAAAGAGUUGAACCAGAAGAAGCUAAAGAUAUUUGGCAAAACCUGUACAAUUUCUCCUUCCAAAAAUGCAGUCACGCAGCUUGGAAUGGGAAGUGUAAAACAAUGCAACAAGGGAAGGAGUGCGUUCAAGGCAUGAGGCUGCGCCACUACUAUAUGUUGUGUGGGGCUCUUCUGAGGGUUUGGAACAAAGUUGGAAACAUUAUGUCUGAUGUAACAAGCUCCAGUCACUUGCAAAUUGUACGUCUCAAAACCAAGGAUCAGAGAAAACAAGUUGGUAUAAAGAUACCCGAGGCCUGUGUUUAUAGUGUCGUGGGUGAGCUGAAGAAAAUGGAUAUGGCGGUGAAGAAAAAGCAGGAGGAGAAUCGGCAGCUACUGGCGAAUCAAGUACUGCAAAUAUGUCACAGCGGCGAUGCACAGAACAGUUUAUCUGCGGAGCAAGCGUUUGCCAGCAAUAGUCAGAUUUUGUCAGAUACUUUUGACCCCGUACAAGUUUUACAGGAGCUGUUAGGCCUUGAUUAUGAUCCAUUCGUAGAGCAAGAACAAAUGCUAAAUCAAGAUCGGCAAAGUGUUAUUCAGUAUGGGCAACCAUCACACCUCUGGGAAGCUGGCUGAAUAGCAAAAGACUAGAAUGCUGCUCUGCUGAAGUGCCUGACUCCAGUCAAAAUCCUCCUCAUCAUAUUGACUUGCAGGCUAAAAAUUGACGAGUCAUAGAUUUUUCCCUUCAAUGACACUGCCUGCAUUAAGAUCAGUACUGAGACAAAGCUGCUUUCUUUGAAGCUUUCCUUCAAGAUCGCAGGCUUUGAAGAUGGAUUUCUUCAACUUUUGAAUCUUUGGUAUGGCGUUAUCAGAAGCUGACAUAUUUCUCCCCCCUCACUCGCUGUAUUUUUGGUACUGUUGUAAUCAACCAAGCACUUGUUCAGUUUCAUCUAGAUAUCGCAUGAGACCUCUGCAAGGAUUUGCACAGUCAAAAACCUACAAGAAGGGAGAAUUGUACAAAGUAACAGAUAAUAAGGUUCAAUUGUUGAAAAAUAAAGUUCGUCCCAACCUAGUGAAACUGAAAACCAGCUUUCCCAGCACUCGCCAUGUCAUUUGGAAACCUGCUAGAAAAGCUGUAUUUCUGAGGAAGAGUACCAUUUUCUCUGCUGUCAAGCAACUGCUGUUCUGCACACCUUUUAUGUGUUAAAUGUUUUUUGGGGGGCUUAAAUAAGCACUUAACAGCAGUGUAAUUACAGUGUAGUAACUAUCCAUGUCCUAUUAAUAUGCUUUAACAAAGUGCAACAUUGUAAUAUACAACUAUUAUAAAUAUAUAAACUCUGUCAUCUUUUAAAAAGAUCGUAACAGGUUUUGUACCACACAUGGUCUGGUAACUGUGGUGAUAUUUUUCACAUUGCCGCGCUUGUAGUAUCAUAUGGAUGUAAAUUUGUUUCUAAAUUAUAUAUUUUAAGCAUGUGGUAUAAAUAUAUGUUGUGGAAAGCAGCAAGACAUGAUAUAUAUCUCCAGAGUUACAAACUGUCUGACUUAAGAAUAUUACUCAUGUCUUCAACUAUAUUGGAACAACUUUGCAAUAGCUUGAGUGUAGUUACAGAAAGUGCUGGUUAAAGUCUUGUUAUAUGCUUAUAUAUGUCCCCCUUGAAAUAUUUACUUUAACCUGGAAGCUUCACUCUUGUGUAGAGCCACUCCAGAUGAAUGUGCAGGUUUACAACCCUUAAUUUUAAUGUUGGAGUUAAAGCAAAUUAAAUUGGGUUGUUCUGUCUGUUUCUUGUCCCUUUAAGAGCUAUGUGGGGCAAGUUGGUAGCUGAUGGGAGAUAGAAGAGCAAUUUGGUUGAGAGUGUUCAAAGCAUAACUGAUUUGACAGUGAGGCAGAACAGGCAGCCUUUUAACUUGUUUUUAUUCCUUUUAUAAUAUGAAAUAAAGUAAUAUUUUAUGUUAUUUAAAUUACUUUCCUUCCUUAAAAUGUUAUUUCUAUCGCCUUUUUCUCUCCAACUCUAUUCAUGUCUGUCCUGCAGGUUUCACUGCACUAACCUCCUUUCACCAUUCAUUCAUUCCGAGAACUGCAGUAGAAAGUUUUAUGUUCUUUCUCUUUCUAAAAUCACUUAGUAACUUACUAGCAACGCCAUUGUAGGGCAGAUAAGCGGCAAAGGUUGGAAUAAAUAUGUAACUGUUUUUUAAUUAAAAUACUCUAAGCUGAAGAUUUUUCAUAAAGUAAAAUCUGUUGCUCAGUUGUUGGCGGUACUGUAAACCUACCAAUCCAUUUGGAGUGACCCAAAGACUAGUUUUACGAAAGUCAAGUUCCUUGCUAUAGGUUAAAAAAAAAAGUUCCUUUCACUAUCCAGCCAUUCAAAACUGGGAGUAAUCAUUGGGGACUUAGAAGCAGUUUGAUCCUUUAGUAACUCUUACAUUGACUUUAUACUAACACUUGCAUCACUUACUCAGGUACAGUAAAAUUACCUUGUUCCAGUGGGUAUAUAGACCGGAAGAUGAUAGAAUCAGAAUGGUGGUAUUUGAGAAGCUAUUUUUUGUGGGUUUAAAUUAUGAUCUGACAUGAUGGUCCCUAAGUUGCCAUCAAAGCUGCCUAAAAUCUGCAUCACAAUUUUUCAGUUAAACUGACAUGCAUGUAGUACUGUAUGAAUCACUUUAUUCAAGGCUGAUCCUCAGUUUGUGUGUUUGUGUGAUUCACUAAUUUUUUUCAGCAUGUAAGGGGUUACAAUAAAACAUUGGUUACAGCACCAAGACAACUAAUCCAGUGCCUAAAAAUAGUUCAAUAUAUGCAUUCCCACUGAUUACUCCAGGGUUCUGGCGGAAGUAAAUUCAAGCAAAUGGAAACUCAGUUUUUUUUAAAUAAGUAUAAUAAAUAGUUCAAUAAUAGCUGGCUUAGUGAAGCCUUGGACCAAGGGUGGGGGGAAAUACCAAGAGCAAAAUAGCGACCUUUAACUGUCAACCAGACAUUUAAGCAAAGUGACAAACAUGACAGCUUGAUUUAUUGUGAGAGAGCUAUGUGUAAUGUCCGUUGUUUCAUCAUCUGUGAAAUAAUGGUUAAUAUGUUUGAACCAAACAAUAUGACAUGACAUUAAUGCUGCUAUUGCUUGGUAAAGAGAAACCCAUUAAAUGGAGAGAUAAAUGUGAUUUUAUGAAUUACGUUAGAAAUGAAGCACCAAACCAAACACUUACAUUAGUCUGUAAUUGCUAAAGUCACGAGUAGCUGAUAUCUAACGGCUCAAAAACAGAUUUUUUGACCCUUUCCUCUACCUAUUUAAUGGAUUGUAAGAACACUUUAAAACACCUAAAAAGAUCAUUGCCAGCAUCCUCUGUGCUUUAGUUCAUUUUGAAGUUCAGCUCAAGCCGUAGCAUUAUUGAUUCUCAAUAAUCCACAAGCCCAGUUAUAUUUGUUUGCUUGACGUACAGAAAGGAACAUCUAAUACAGGUGGUGUGUAUGUGACAGGGAACAGGAGAAGAUGGUGAAAUAGGGAAGAUGUAUGUAAUUUUUACUGACUAAAAGCACCCAACUAUAAAUGUUCUAUCGAGUAAUUGUUAAGAUAAUUUAAAAAAAUAAUUCAGGGACUGCUGUAAAGCUUAAAAACUGCUUUAAUCUGCCAUCGAAAUUUUGGAUGCACUGUAAUAUUAGAAACCGGAGAUUAAUUGCUUUUGUGCCCUUAUACUAUUACUUUCACAAAGUAUUCUAACAAGGAUAGAACACAAAUACCAAAGUAUUCACCAUCUUAAAUUGCCUGCUAUAAAAUCUCUUUGCCUCAGGAACCAAUCCAAUGGCCCUUUUCUACCUUUUAUAUCAGGGUUGUCUACAUGAAUUAAAUGAUUCAUGUUGCUUUUUGUUCAUUAAACAGUACAUUUUGACUUUUUUACAUAAAUUAUUUUGUUAACCGAUAAGGUUCUAUUGAUUGUAGCUAUUGUAUAUGCUGUGGGUAUCUGUAAACAAUGCAAGCACUUUUGCCUACUUACAAUUUACUGGGUUGUCCUUGUUUUCUAUUUGUAUUUAUAAGUGUAGGAAAUGAAGUAUAUAUGUAAAAAAAAAAAUUAUCAAAAUGUGCCUUAAACUAAUUAUUCUUAAUUUUCUACUUUCAAAGAAGGAAUAUAGUAGCAUGCUUUCAUUUUUAUGAUAAAUAAAAAAAAAACCUGCAAUUAUCUUUUUUUACAAUUUGCAGUUCACUGUCUCUGAAUGUGUGCUUGUUGUUUAGCAAUAUUUUUUGUAAUAUAUUAAGCGAAUGUCUACCUGAUACUAACUGAACAGUUUGCUUUUCUAGCACAUUGCCAAAUCCCACAUGACAGUUGCACUACAUGUCUAUGUAUCCAUAAUGAACAUCCUCAUUUUACAAAGUUUUAUGGUUUUAUUCUGUAGCAUGCAAUAAUAAAGUUUCUGUAAAGA
Carcharodon carcharias (great white shark) is the source of this 8160-nucleotide messenger RNA. RefSeq names its product protein strawberry notch homolog 2-like. Gene Ontology annotation, cellular component: nucleus. Lineage: Eukaryota; Metazoa; Chordata; Chondrichthyes; Lamniformes; Lamnidae. The coding region runs from base 423 to 4394 and encodes 1323 amino acids. Gene Ontology annotation, molecular function: histone binding; chromatin DNA binding. Gene Ontology annotation, biological process: regulation of DNA-templated transcription. The record is from RefSeq and is a predicted model, not a curated record. The transcript has 33 exons.